AUGAUGUUUUGUAGGUUAACAACACUUUGCAAUUCAAGUCGAUUGACCAGUUACUCUCAUGUCAUCUACAAUCAUAGAGCUGCUGGGACCCCAAAUGUGAAGGUAGCUGCAGUUGGAACUGGUAUAGCAACCAUAUUUCAUGAAGUUAAACCUUCAUCCGAGAAGUUUAUAGAAGUUUCCUUUACUCCAUCAAAAGCAACUGGCAAGGUUCUUGCUUCAAAGCCUCCAAAUCAAGGGAAUGAAAGAUGCACUGUGCAGUAUCAUGCCUCUGCAAAAGAACCUAUACAACAUGUGGAUCAAACCAUUCUACAACAAGCACUCUCUGCUUCUGCAGUUGCAGUUGCAUCACCUUCUACAGUUGGCUUAUAUUUUCUCUUAUUCUACAAGAGUGCUUGGGUGGAUCUUCUACCUGAACCACAUACAUGGGAGGGUUCUGUUGCAUGCUUUGGUGAAACCACUGCUUCAGUUGCUAGAAAAUUAGGCUUAACAAAUGUAUACCACCCAUCUACCCCUGGUCUUCACGGGUAA
Molecule: messenger RNA, 528 nt
Organism: Lactuca saligna
Lineage: Eukaryota; Viridiplantae; Streptophyta; Magnoliopsida; Asterales; Asteraceae
Source: the annotation of a GenBank genome assembly